UAAUAAUUUUUUGUUGUGCCAGAGCCAUUGUCGUGGCUGGUUAACAAGGAAAAGGCUGCUCAUUGCAAAAGAGGCUGUUAUACAGAUUCAAACUGCAAUUCGGAGCAUGAAAUACCAGAAAGCAUUCUUUCACCAAAGGCAUGCUACUUUGGAAAUACAACGGUUUGCAAGAGGAGCCAUUACUAGAAAGAGGCUCCUAGGGGCCUCUUGCUACCGUAACAUCUCAAAAUUGGGUUACCAAACUCUUGCACUUAAAAUACUAUUGCAAGCAGUAUUAAAGUUGCAACGGUGGUGGAGAGGUAAACUGCUUCACGAACAGAGAACAAAAGCAGCACUUGUCAUCCAAUCACAUGUCCGAGGAUGGACAGCACGGAAAAGUGCUUCAAGAAACAAGCACCAAAUUGUUGUGAUCCAAGCAUACAUGAAGGGUUACCUUGCAAGAAAAGAUUUAAGAGGGCAGCUUCUUGAUUUGCGUCUGAGAGUACAAAAAUCUGCUGCAAAUGUUGAUGAUGGUAUGCGCAUAAUAAACAGGCUCGUUGCAGCACUGUCAGAACUUCUGAAUAUGAGAAGUGUCAGCGACAUUCUUCGUAUCUGUGCAACUCUGAAUAUGGCAACACAACAUUCACAAAAAUGUUGUGAAGAACUUGUUGCUGCGGGUGCUGUUGGUACAUUGUUGAAGCUGAUCAGCUCUCUCAGCCGGAGCCUACCUGAUCAAGAAGUUACAAAACAUGCACUCUCCACUCUCAGAAACCUUUCCCGAUAUCCACACUUGAUUAAUGUACUAAUUAAUAGCUGUGGAUCAGUGGAAACAAUCUUGCGGGAGUUUUUAAGAAACAAAGAAGAGGGAUAUUUCAUUGCUUCAGACCUUUUGAAGAAGAUAUUCACAGAGAAAACAGGUGUUGAAGCUGUGCACAAGUUGCCUGCUCUUUUGAAGAGAUUGCGCGAUCAUGUGGAAGAGCUUUCAAGGAAAGCAAAACCUGACAAGAGGACCAGGACCCCACAGCCACAUGCAAGGAAAGAGCUGGACAAAAGAUUGAGAGAAGCUGUUGAGAUAUUGGAAUUGAUUAAAACCUCCAUCGGAUAUCCAACUAGACGACUCUCUUACAAGGUGUAAGAAUUUUCUUACUAGUUGGAUAGGAGUCUUCUUCUUUGUUGAUAUUGUUAAAUAUCCAUUUAGUACAUCAUGUUUAGCAAUAUAAAAUAGAAACUUUCCUUGCAGAUCAGUUAGUGAGUUGUGAAGAUAUCUUCACUCUAUA
Nicotiana tabacum (common tobacco) is the source of this 1256-nucleotide messenger RNA. Lineage: Eukaryota; Viridiplantae; Streptophyta; Magnoliopsida; Solanales; Solanaceae. The record is from RefSeq and is a predicted model, not a curated record.